UUUGAUCAUUUUGUGUGGCAUUGCUUUGUGCGUUGUGGCUUCGUUUAUCGAGUAACGCCAAUCUCGUUGGGUUCUUCAACUUCUUCAACCUCCAACUUUCAACGUCAAAAUCUGAUUCACUGAGAAGAAAGCCACAAUAAAGUUGUUGUUUUUCUUGUUGGAUUAUAUUCACACGAAGACCAAACAUGCUGAGAUCGCUGCCAAAGCUCUCACCAUUGUUAUGCUCAGCCAGAACCACCAACAUUCCUUGUUUCCUUGCGAAUUCUCUCCGUUUCGUCUCUUCAGCCAAGACAAUUACAAGAACAAAAACUUCAACAGGUAGGAUUGCAAUGACGAUCCGUUCUCCAAUUCGACUUAUGUCUUCAUCUACAGUUUCAUCAAUAACUGCCGAAGAUCAUGUUCAACAGCCUAAGUUACUUAAAUCAACUGAUGAUGAUCAUGAUGGUGUUAUCGUGGAAAUGGAUCAACCUAUGGAUGCUGCAACAUUUGUACUAAUUCUCAGAUCCUCAAUCUCUCACUGGAAGCAAUUGGGCAAGAAGGGUGUAUGGAUAAAAUUGCCAAUUCAUUUAGCCAGUCUUGUUGAACCUCUAGUUAAGGAAGGUUUCUGGUACCACCAUGCAGAGCCAAAAUAUUUAAUGCUUGUAUAUUGGAUUCCUGAAACUGCAAAUACCAUUCCUGUCAAUGCCACACAUAGGGUGGGCAUUGGUGCAUUUGUCAUGAAUGAAAAACGAGAGGUCCUAGUUGUUCAAGAAAACAGUGGACAUUUUCGUGGAACUGGAGUCUGGAAAUUCCCUACUGGAGUUGUUGAUCAGGGAGAAGAUAUUUGUGUAGCAGCAGUAAGAGAGGUGAAAGAAGAAACAGGAGUUGACUCCGAAUUCGUUGAAGUAUUAGCAUUCAGACAAAGUCAUAAAUCAUUCUUUGACAAGUCAGAUCUAUUCUUUGUGUGCAUGAUGCGGCCCCUUUCUUCCGACAUCCAGAAGCAGAGAUUAGAGAUAGAGGCAUCACGGUGGAUGCCAUUUGAGGAGUACUCAGCUCAGCCAUUUGUCCAGAAGCACGAUCUUUUGAAGUACAUAAGCGAUGUAUGCUCGGCAAAGAUUGACGGGCGAUAUGCUGGAUAUAGUGCUGUAUCUACUUCAUCAAGCUUCUCUGAUCAGAAAUAUUAUUUGUAUUUGAAUGCUGGGGCCUUAAAGAGUUCUUUGUAAGCAUAGUUAAAAGACUACACAGUAUACGCAACUAGGAAGGAGAUUGAAGCUUAGUUACUUGAAUUUGUACCAUUUGAUUCAUUAUGGGAACAAAUAAUACAGAUCCUCAUCAGGCCAAUUACAAUUA
Messenger RNA from Arachis duranensis, 1329 nucleotides. RefSeq names its product nudix hydrolase 2. The transcript is spliced from 9 exons. The record is from RefSeq and is a predicted model, not a curated record. Gene Ontology annotation, molecular function: ADP-ribose diphosphatase activity; NADH pyrophosphatase activity; NAD binding. Lineage: Eukaryota; Viridiplantae; Streptophyta; Magnoliopsida; Fabales; Fabaceae. Bases 186 to 1202 code for a protein of 338 amino acids.